UUCCGUUCACGCAAUAACGAGUAUCAUUAAGCUAAUCACCGACCGAAUUAAUCCAACUACAAUCGCAUUCCCCCCCGCAUUCGGUUUACUUCUGUCAAGUUUAUCUCGCGCGUUAAGUUAAUAUUGUACGCGGGAUCUCGUGAGCGAAAAGACGCCGCGUGCCUCGUCCCUCGCUGCUCGCCCGUGGCGCUUUUUCACGCGAGCGAUCGCCGCGGAUCUCGAGGCAGCGUCGUCGUCGUCGCCGUCGUCUGUACACGCUCGUCGCAGGCCAUGCCGCACGUACUGCUGGGCGACUCGAUCGCGGUGGAGCUGGAAGCUCAGGAGCCAUGGCCGCAGCCGAUCACCCUGUACCAGCCGUACGAGGUGGAGCAGAUUCUGCUGCCCGACAACGCCAACUGCCUGGCGGUGCAGGCCUUCCUCAAGAUGUGCCAGCUGGACUUUCAGAUAGAGCCGCGGAAGAACGCCGAGUUCAUGUCGCCGUCCGGCCGCGUGCCCUUCAUCAAGUGCGGCACGAAGCUGAUAUCCGAGUUUGACGGCAUAGUCGCGCACAUAGGGAGCAAAGGGACAAGCCUGUCCGACCACCUGGACCCCGCCGGCAAGGUGGACAUGAGGGCGUACCAGUCUCUCGUUAACAACGUGUUCGUCAACGCGGAGCUGUACAUCUGCUGGGUGGAUCCGACGAUACUGGACGGGGUGACGAAGCAGAGGCACGGAAGCGUGUACCCCUGGCCGCUCAAUCAUUACUUGAACUGGCAGAAGAGACGGGAGGUGAUAAAGAGGCUGAGCGUGCUCGGCUGGUACAACAAGAGCCUGGACGAGGUCUUCGACGACGUGAAGAAGUGCUGCAUAGCGCUAUCCGAGAGGCUGGCGGACGAAGAAUUUUUCUUUGGGAAAGACAAACCCAACGAGCUGGACGCCCUGGUCUUUGGUCACAUAUUCACGAUAAUCACGACGCCGCUGCUCGACAACAAGCUGGCUAUGAUCGUGCAGGGCCAUCCGAAGCUCCUGAAUCUCUGUAAACGCAUCGAGAUUAGCUUUUUUUCUUCCCGAGCUAUAGACAGUGAGACUAAUGAAACGCUGGAGUUCAAGAAUUAAGCCAAUGAUCCAACCGUGCCGAGGAUAUCGAAUUAAACGAAAACACCUUUGUCUAAACUAAAUUCAAACGCGAUAUCCCAAUGUCGGGCAGUAAAAACGUGCCGAGGCAUAAUCGGGGCGCGGUUCUCGGAAGCUUGUCGAUUAGGUGUAAAAAUCUCUCGUUCUCAUCAAAUGUCACCGCCGACUGUCAUAUCAAUGUUCACGGAUAUUUAUAAUCGUUUUUAUAUAUUUAUAAUUAUUUUAUUCAAGUAUGUAAUUAAUAGUGUAAUGUAUAUCGUUAAGCGCGCCGUUAGACUAUGUCAUCGAUGUUGUACAGUAAUGUAGAUCAGGGAGAAGCAAUUUUCUAGUCAAUACACCAUUCUCUCCAUUUUUAUGUUCAUUGCAUGCAAGUACGAGAGAGAGAGAGAGAGGCAACUUGUGCGAUGUAUACAUCGUGUGUAUAUGCUGUAAUAGCUGCAUGUAAAACUUGAAUACAAUUUUUUUUUGAGCCUAUGUUAAUAUUUCUUGUCUCCAGCGUUUCAGUCGCACCGUUGAAACGCAAAUAAAAAAACAAUCUGUCUACUCGUGU
Messenger RNA from Vollenhovia emeryi, 1663 nucleotides. RefSeq names its product metaxin-2. Gene Ontology annotation, cellular component: SAM complex. NCBI's taxonomy places the organism in Eukaryota, Metazoa, Arthropoda, Insecta, Hymenoptera, Formicidae. The transcript is spliced from 4 exons. The coding region runs from base 271 to 1095 and encodes 274 amino acids. The record is from RefSeq and is a predicted model, not a curated record. Gene Ontology annotation, biological process: mitochondrion organization.